Messenger RNA from Parasteatoda tepidariorum (common house spider), 510 nucleotides. RefSeq lists its product as uncharacterized. NCBI's taxonomy places the organism in Eukaryota, Metazoa, Arthropoda, Arachnida, Araneae, Theridiidae. The record is from RefSeq and is a predicted model, not a curated record.
AAGAAAAUGAAAAGGUUUUUACAUUCUGCACCAUGAAGGUAUUGUUCAUUAUUGCAGUAGCAACAGCGGUGGUGUUCACCAAGGAAGUGGAGGGAUUUAUGCGUGGAGGAUUUCACCCCAUUCCACCAAAUCACCCAAGAAACAUGUUCCCGGCAUGCAACGAUUUCUUUUACGCUAUCGACAGGCAACUGCAUGAAAACGAGCGACAAUCGGACCGCCCGAGAUGCGACUGGCAACAAUAUCAGCAAGAAUGCUAUUUCGAGAAAUUGGUGAAAGCACGAAUGGACGUGCAAGAUAUUCAACCAUCGACCAGCUGCACCAAUCAGAUGAGAGAUUUCAUGAGUGGUGUCAACAACCCCACAACCCCACGAACUACUACAACUCCAUCUUAUGUUUGAAAUCCAACAUUCUUAAGAAAUUUCUAUUGAAUUGUUGAUUAGAACAUAAUGUAGUUUUUCAAAACGUGCUUUACAUUCUUUUUUUCUGAUUAAAUAAAUAAAAUAAAAAUUC